AUGGCUAAGAAAGCGACCGAGAUGACGAUGGCUAAGCCGGAAUUUGGCAACUUGGCUGGGACCGAGGUACAGGAAGUGGAGAGGGACUUGAGGCUGUUGUCGGAAAAGGUGGAACUAGCUUCCCAGCAGGGAGAUGGUGAGCCGGCCCCUGAGUCUGCAACACAAAGCAAGGGGCACCACCAAGCAAGCGGCACCAUGAAGACCAAGGAGCUCUCCAAACAGCUUGCAGGUUGGCUGGAGGCUAAUAGAGGAGACUGGGUGAACAUCUUGGAUUCCCAGACCGGUGCCACCAAGGGCCCAGGGGACAUCAUCACUGAGCAGGCCAGGACCAGAGGUGACAUAGUGGAGGUCUGUGGAUGGGACAGUGCCCUCAACUCUGGGCUGGGGAACAACACUGUUAAUCACAACCAGAAACAGACAAUGGAACACAAAACAACAACUGAACUGAGACCAGGACUGGCUGAGACCAGAGCGAGGCGUAGAAUUGGUCUGCGGGGACUGGGAGGUGUCCGUAUGCGGCUGAAGAGAACAGACACAGACUCGGCUAGCGAUGCUCCGUCCUGCUCCUAUAGUUGUGAUUCAGAGAGACUGAUGGCACCUCAGGUUAACCCUCCAACAGGUGCUUCCUUCAGCCUGCCUUCUAUAGGAUCUAUCAACUGGAAUAUGGACCCUGCGACAACACAGACACUUCCUGGCCUUCAUCCUCCUCACACUCUCCUAAUGUUAAACCAGACCUCGGACAAUGCCAGUUCCUCAACACUAAAUGGCUACACAAGCUCAUUGACAAAUGAAAAUAGUAGAGAUGGAAUCAGUAAAGGUGGCAGCGCCAAAGAGAAGCGCUUCCCGUGUUCGUUCUGUGGGAUAUCCUUCAGUUUCCCCAAACAGGUGGAGAUCCACCAGAGGAUGCACAUGGGGGAGAAAGCGUUCAGCUGCCACCUGUGCCCAGCUAGUUUCUCCCGAUCGUCCAACCUGAAGAGGCACCAGAGGGUCCACACAGGGGAGAAACCCUACAGCUGUCCCCAGUGUGCAAAGAGGUUCUCCCACCACCACAAUAUGAAGGUGCACCUGAAGGUCCACACAGGAGAAGCAGUUUCCCUGUAUGCACAGCAGGAGUAGCCUUAUCUGACAAAGUUGUCAAUUGGGAGAAAUCGUAUCACUUGAGAUACUUAGGGGAUGUCUGGAAACUGUUAUUUAGAUUAAAUAGUUAUCAUGAGGUAAGAGAGUAAUUAACCACAUACCCCUCAUUAACUUGUCAUUUGAAACAGGCCUGUUUUUAGAGAGACAGUAAAUCUAGAUGGGGGGAAUGCAUCGAUAAGUGUUAGCGCAAAUACAUGCUAGCUGUUCCCGUAAACUUCCAGUCAUUGAGCCAACAACUAUCCAUUUAAAAGCUUGUCUCUGCAAAAAUAUAAAAACAAAUGUACAUAUCUUUUGCGGAGAUGGCUAAAUGAAUAUAGAGGAAAAACUGAAUUCCCCUUCCCACAAUGGCACCACGUUCAGGAAGUGUCAUCAUUUGUUGUUGGGGGAAAAAAGGUUCCACCCAAAGUUCCACCCUGUUAGGAUUAUGCACCUAAUGGUUGUUAGAAAAGUUGGCAAAUAAGACUAAUGUCAAUAUUUAUUUAUCUUUGAAUAUAUUUUAUGUAUAUUUAGAUACAUUUGUUACUAAUUACAGUUACAUAGCAUCAUGUAAGUAAUUGUCAUGAAAUGAAAUGUGAAUAAAUCAUUGUAAUUAGUAAUGUAAUUGGCUAGCAACAAUAUAUAAUCUAUUUUCAUGUUUUACAAACUCCGGUUGACAAUGUUUAAAAAAAAAAAAGUUUUUUUAUAUGAUCAAAUAAAUAGAAAGUAAACUAAUGCACAAUAUUCAUUCUUAUUAUAGGUGUUAUGUUUAUCAACUAUUUCAUACAUGGAACAAAAAUAUAUAAUGCAACAUUUAGUGUUUGUCCCAUGUUUCAUCAGCUGAAAUAAAAGAUCCCAGAAAUGUUCCAUUCACUCAAAAAGCUUAUUUUGCACAAAUGUUGUGCACAAAUGUUUACAUCCCAUUUAUUGACCAUUUCUCCUUUUCCAAGAUAAUCAGCAUGAUCAUUACACAGUUGCACCUUGUGCUGGGGACAAUAAAAGGCCACUCUGAAAUGUACAGUUUUGUCACUCAACACAAUGCCACAGAUGUCACAAUUUUUUGAUGGAAUGUCCACCAGAGCUGUUGCCAUAGAAUUGAAUGUUAAUUCCUCUACCAUAAGCCGCUUCCAACGUUGUUUCAGAGAAUUUGGAAGUACGUCCAACCGGCCUCACAACCGCCGACCACGUUUAUGGCAUCGUGUGGGUGAGUGGUUUGCUGAUGACAACGUUGUGAACAGAGUACCCCAUGGUGGCGGUAGGCAUAAGCUACGGACAACGAACACAAUUGUAUUUUAUCUGUGGCAAUUUGAAUGCACAGAGAUACCGUGAUGAGAUCCUGAGGCCCAUUGUGGUGCCAUUCAUCUGUCGCCUUUACGUCAUGUUUCAAGCAUAAUAAUGCACGGCCCCAUGUCGUAAGGAUCUGUACACAAUUCUUGGAACCUGAAAAUAUCCCAGUUCUUCCAUGGCCUGUAUACUCACCAGACACAUCACCCAUUGAGCAUGUUUGGGAUGCUCAGGAUCAACAUGUACGACAGCGUGUUCCAGUUUCUGCCAAUAUCUAGCAACUUCGCACAGCCAUUAAAGAGGAGUAGGACAACAUUCCACAGGCCACAAUCAACAGCUUGAACAACUCUGCAAAGGAGAUGUGUUGCGCUGCAUGAGGCAAAUAGUGGUCACAACAGAUACUGACUGGUUUUCUGAUCCAUGAUUUCCUUAUAUCAACUACAACUCAGUAAAAUCUUUGAAACUGUUGCAUGUUGCGUUUAUUUUUGUUCAGUAAAGAUGUAAAAAGUUAUUUAAUUUCAUAUCAUGUAUUCAUUAUUGGUGUUAGUUCUACCCUGUUAUGCUUCCUUCUACCCUGUUGUGUUGGUAUUUUAAUAUCAGAAUUUAACAAUACCAUCAAAUGUUCUGCAUAUUUUUGUGGUAACUUGUAGCGAUGUAAGGGGUCAACUAAACAUUCACCCCCCUUUAGGCUUUUCCUAUUUUUGUUACGAACAAAUUUAAAUGGAUUUAAUAAUCAUUUUUCAUCAACAAUCUAAUCAAAAUACUCUGUCAAUGUGGAAGAUUUGUUUUUAAAUAUAAAAAUUGGAUACUAAAAUA
This is a messenger RNA of Oncorhynchus nerka (sockeye salmon), 3213 nucleotides long. RefSeq names its product zinc finger protein 513-like. Gene Ontology annotation, biological process: regulation of transcription by RNA polymerase II. NCBI's taxonomy places the organism in Eukaryota, Metazoa, Chordata, Actinopteri, Salmoniformes, Salmonidae. The transcript is spliced from 4 exons. Bases 1 to 1116 code for a protein of 371 amino acids. Gene Ontology annotation, molecular function: DNA-binding transcription factor activity, RNA polymerase II-specific; RNA polymerase II cis-regulatory region sequence-specific DNA binding. Gene Ontology annotation, cellular component: transcription regulator complex; chromatin; PcG protein complex. The record is from RefSeq and is a predicted model, not a curated record.